AAAAAGAAAGAAAAAAUGCGCACACACAUAUAAAUUACAAACACCCACACUUGUUGUUCGUUGCUGGCUAUGUCAAUGUUCAUGACAAGGCGCGAACCCCUUCGAUAAGAACCUUUCUCCUGCCUCUCCUUUCUUCACAUUGGAUCAUUUCCUACUCUCUCUCCUCUUUCGUUUUCUCCCUUUUCUUUCUCUCUCUUCUCUCUCUUCUCUCUCUUCAAACGCACCGUUUCGCAUUUCCAUCAUACGAUCCACCAGCAUUCUUCUCACUCCACUUCCCAGUAAUAACCCCUUCCGCACUCACUCCCUCAAAAUUCCCGACUCUCCCGAUUCUCUGCAUUGAAACGCCGUCGUUAUAUUCGACUGUGUUCCCGUUUCCGAAGCUGUUUUCAUCGAGAGAUGGACCCUGGCUUAGUCGAGAUUCCACCUCCGGUGACUAGCAACACUCCCAAUUCGAUGAAGCCGGAAGAGGCCAUAAGGCAUGAUGUGAUUGACAUAGAUGACGACAAUGAUUCUACUGAAUUAGUAUUAGUUGGUGAUAAAGUUGGUAAAAUUGACAAGGGGAAGGCGAUAGCAACAGUUCAUGAUGAUUAUGGUGAUCAUCAAAAUAUGGAAUUGUUAGAUGAUGUUAUGGAUAAAUCUGGAUCAGGUGAUGGGCAUAAUGCUGACAGUUCAUGUGAUGAUGAUGACUACUCUGAUUUGUUUUCGGAUGAUUACAUUGAUGCAGACCAAUCUGCUUUAAUACAGACACAUUUUGAUAAUGUGGAUAUACCUCCCGGAAUUGAGGUACCUAUUCCUUGGAUGGCAGAGUAUGAUCUAGGUUUGAAAAAAACUAACUAUCAUUCAUUGUCUCCUUGGUCUCAUACCAUGUCUGGUGCUUACGUUUCUCAAGUGACUGAUUCAUCUCAGCAUUUGUUAACAUUAGAGCCUUCUAACCUUGAAACUCAAGGACCUUCUGCAGGUAAUUCCAAUUUGCAAGUUAAAAUGAAUACUAUUAUUCAGCACCCUUCUGGAGUAGAGUUAUCUUCCCCUCAGGUAAAUUGCCUGAGUAAGAAGAAAUCAAAUGCCUCAAAACACAGGAGGCAUAAGCCAAAGAUGGCAUUUGGAAUGAAGUCAUCUAAACCUAAUUUAUCUACAGGACCUUCUGAGAGUAAAAAGAAGCCUAACAUUUUUUAUGCUCCAGCUAGCCACAUCUUUGUAGACAAUUUUGAAGCCAAGAAACUGCAAAAUGCAAGUGAGGUACCACAUUGGGGACAUUUUGGAAAUUCUAAGACAGCAGAUGGAAGUAAAACUUUGAAUCAUUCAAAUUUUGUUGGAUCUUCUUUUCAUUUUCCUGGAGUUGAAUCAUUCAUGUGGGCGAAGAAAGAUUUUCAUUUUCAGCCACUCUCUAGUUAUACGGUUAAAUCAAGUUUUGGUAGUCCCUUUGUUCCUUUUAGCGCUGCUCCAGAGCCCUUGUUUGAUAACUCUUGGGUUCAUUAUCCUGGGAGAGAUGGAAAUAAUGGAGCAGCUGCGGAAAGUGCUGUUGCUACAAUAUCCGAUGAAGCUAGAGAUGAAAUUUUGAGGAAAUUCCAAAACUUUAAACAAUUUGAUACUAUUGAAAACCCUUCAGACCAUUACUUUCUUAAUGCUAGCUGUUCCAUGAAACAGGUUUCACAGAAAUGUGCUAAAAGACUCCAGGAAGAGUGGAAGUCAUUGGAGAAGGAUUUGCCGGAUUCAAUAUUUGUCAGAGUUUAUGAAUCAAGAAUAGAUCUUUUGAGGGCAGUAAUUAUUGGAGCAGAGGGAACACCUUAUCAUGAUGGCCUUUUCUUUUUUGAUUUUUUCUUCCCAAGUAGCUAUCCCACUGUACCCCCGGACGUCCACUACCACUCUUGUGGGCUUCGACUCAACCCAAAUUUAUAUAGUUCUGGCAAAGUUUGCCUUAGUCUACUUAACACCUGGUCUGGUCAUGAGAAUGAGAAGUGGCAACCAGGUGUUUCAACAAUUUUACAGGUUCUGGUCUCUAUACAGGGUCUAAUCCUGAAUUCAGAGCCAUACUACAAUGAGCCUGGAUUUGCCCAUCUAAUGGGUUCUAAAGAGGGUGCGUUUAAUUCCUUGCAUUACAAUGAGAACACAUUCAUCCUAUCAUUGAGGACAAUGGAGUAUAUCAUGAGAAGACCUCCAAAGAAUUUUGAGGACUUCGUGGCUGGGCAAUUCUGCAGUCGAGCUCAUGAUAUUCUGGUGGCAUGCAAAGCAUACAUAGAUGGUGCUCAAGUAGGUUGUUUGACCAAAGAUGGGGUGCAGGAUGUUGAUCAAGGUGACAAGAGCUGCUCCAAUCAGUUUAGGACAUCUUUGUCUGCACAUGUGGACAUGCUUGUUAGAGAGUUUACGAAAAUUGGAGCUAAGGACUGUGACAAAGUAUUUCCAUCAGCAAAGGAGAAAACUUCGGUGGAUGAAAUACCCGAGGUUGCUGCAAUUUCUGAUAAAAAAUUUCGAGACAUGAUGAAGUCUUAGAAUAUAUUACAUUUUGUCCAUAUGAUUGAUU
This is a messenger RNA of Vigna radiata var. radiata (mung bean), 2518 nucleotides long. Its product is annotated as probable ubiquitin-conjugating enzyme E2 26. The transcript has 7 exons. The record is from RefSeq and is a predicted model, not a curated record. Lineage: Eukaryota; Viridiplantae; Streptophyta; Magnoliopsida; Fabales; Fabaceae. The coding region runs from base 397 to 2487 and encodes 696 amino acids. Gene Ontology annotation, molecular function: ubiquitin conjugating enzyme activity.